Messenger RNA from Homalodisca vitripennis (glassy-winged sharpshooter), 977 nucleotides. It is a transcript of the gene Atg7, whose product is annotated as ubiquitin-like modifier-activating enzyme ATG7. Lineage: Eukaryota; Metazoa; Arthropoda; Insecta; Hemiptera; Cicadellidae. The record is from RefSeq and is a predicted model, not a curated record. The transcript has 3 exons. The coding region runs from base 435 to 962 and encodes 175 amino acids.
ACUACAGUACUUAUUGUGAUACGAUCACAAUAGUUGUUUAGUCUCAGCCAAUGCUACAAUUUUAAGAAUGCCAAAUCAAAUUCUUAAAAAUACUAAUAAAAAACUAUGUUAUUAUUUAUUAACAUAAAGCAACAACGAACAAAAGAGGACCUGACGGUUGCAGGUUUUUAAUUAGAUGAUCAAAAUGACAAACUAAAAAAGUAAUAUUAUAAAUCAUAACGUAAAAAACAUGGUCAGCACAAAGAUGAAAAUUGGAUUAUGAUGAUGUGGACUGUGGUACGGCUACGCUAACCAAAACAAAACCUAAUGCGAAUCCGAUUCUGGAACGAUGUCGUCAAUCGACAGUAGUCAUUUUACAUCUGCUUUGAGCUGUCAAAGCCAAAUAGGUUAUGUUUAUAAAAAUUGAAACUAAGUGUUAAGUGUUAAACCUAAAAAUGGUGACUUGUGAGAAAAAACUUUUGCAGUUUGUUCCUUUUGAAUCAUGUGUUGAACCAACAUUUUGGCAUAAGUUCACCAAACUUAAAUUAGACGUUGAUAUGCUAGAAGAAAAGGUUAGACCUAUUUGGGGAAGCUACUCUCCUCAAUAUCACAGAAUAUUAAAUAUCGAUUGUACUUCUUUCAACAAGGAAUUCAACUACACAGCUAAUAACUGGAAAGCUCAUGGAUAUCAUUUAAACAUGAACACAUCUGAUAGUUUUAAAAAACAUGACAAAAUGAAAAUGCUUGAUGACUAUGGUAGAAGAUUGAGAGCAGCUAUAAGUUCUGGUGAAGCUAUUCACUGUCCGUCUCUACUAGUCAAUUUUAUAGUAUUAACCUUUGCAGAUUUGAAGAAAUAUCACUUUUAUUAUUGGUUUGCUUUUAUUGCAUCUGCCAAACCAUUAUGUUUCUUAACAGAACCAACAUGUGAACUUUCUAACCAUUUCAACAAUGACCAGGUGAGACAUUUGAUUUAUUUUAUUUAAAAAAAUAAUGAUUUA